GGACGAUUGCAAGCUUUUAUCAGGGGCAAGCUGAGACUCAAAAUAAAAUUAUAGAGAAUUCGACCACUCCCAGCGAUUUAUCCCCCUUUCCUAAUUUAUGGCUUCCAGUUCCAAUAUGGACAUAGAGGGCGCGACCCAGCACCUUCGGGACAUCUUAAAACUGGAUCGUACCGAGCCCUCUUUGGUUGAGAGCCAGAGAAAAACAUCUUUCAACGGAGAGUUGAAUGGAGUUCUUGGAGCUGAGCUGAUCGGAACAAGUAGACAUGCGGCUAUGGUGGAGCCGAAUACUCACAACUCAGAGAAGCUCAAUGAACAGGACACACAGACCAUUUGUCUCUCAGGAGAUGAUGGAUCCACCUGUGUGUCCAUCAGAGCAAAUAAUGUGGAAAUUGUGUCUAGUCGCGACUCUAGUAUUGACAGUAAAGCUCGGGGCAGCAACAAGGUAAAAAUUCAGCCAGUGGCCAAAUAUGAUUGGGAGCACAAGUACUACUAUGGCAAUUUAAUAGCUGUGUCCAACUCAUACCUAGCUUAUGCCAUCAGAGGUGCAAACAACCAUUCUAUGAUCCGUGUUCUCCGGCUGGGUUCGACAGAGCGCUCACUGCUGAAGGGCUUCACUGGUGCAGUUACAGACCUUGCCUUUGCCCACCUGGACUCCACCCUGUUGGGCUGCGUGGAUGAGGCUGGAAACAUGUUCAUUUGGCAGCUCACCAGCCACAGCAGCAAAAUACACGAUGAAGUGAUAGUUCACAUCCGGAGGCCUGAGGACACACCGCUGAACUCCAACCGCAGACUUAUCUGGUGUCCCUUCAUUCCAGAUGACAAUGAUGAGAACCCAGAGGAUCCGUGUCAGACACUGGCACUACUUCAUGAAGACAGAGCUGAGGUUUGGGAUCUUGACAUCCUCCGAUCCAAUAACAGCUCAUGGCCUGUGGAUGCCACUGACCUGAAAGAGGGCUUCAUCACCAUUAGAGGGCACACUGCACGCAUUAGUGAGGGAGCACUGUCCCCCGAUGGCACUGUCUUGGCUACAGCCAGCCAUGAUGGAUAUGUAAAGUUUUGGCAGAUCUACAUUGAGGGACAGGACCAACCCAGGGUUCGCACAAGGGCCUUGAAGUGCUUAAGAUGCCUGCAUGAAUGGCAGCCACAUAAUGGGCGUCCUCUUUCUUGCCUACUCUUUUGUGACAACCACAAAAAGCAAGACCCAGAAGUUCCAUUUUGGCGCUUCCUGAUAUCUGGAGCUGAUCAGAAUCAGGAGCUGAAGAUGUGGUGUACAGUAUCAUGGACCUGCCUUCAAACCAUCAGGUUUUCUCCAGAUCCAUUCAACAGUAGUGUGCUACCCAGUCUGAAGGCCAGUUUGGACCUAUCUGCAGAGUUUCUCAUCCUUAGUGAUGUUCAGAGGAAGGUGCUGUACGUAAUGGAGCUGCUACAGGAUCAUGAGAAAGGCUGUGCCAGCUUCACUGCAGUUUCAGAGUUUCUACUUACUCACCCAGUGCUCAGCUUUGGUGUACAGGAUGUCACCCGUGCACGACUGCGCCACACUGAAGUUCUUCCACCUGAUGAGGAAAGCGAGAGCAUGACUACAGAGGGGAGCCAGGGACCCUCAGAGUCCAAAUCAGGAAUUCAGAUUAAGCUCUACUGUGUGCAUACAAAAUCUCUACAGGAUGUGCAGAUCUGGUUCCAACCCAAUCAGGGGGCCUCAUCCCCCCUUUUUUUGCCUCAAUCUGGAUCUCAGGAUGGCUUUGGUUUCUCUGACUCCCUGGUAGAUCUGAAUGUGGAGGCAAUGAGCUCUGAUAAGGAAUCUGGUGAUAGUGGAUCACAGAAUGACCUGAGCAAGAUUCUGCCUCUCCCAGUUCCAGCUGACUUCAUGAGUCCAGCCCCAUCAGCCUUGCCCAAACUCAUGACCCCAGAUGCCUUCAUGACCCCUAGCACCUCUAUGCCUGCCUCUCCCGGCUGCAGUGCCAGCAGUCUGACUAUAGUAACAGCCAUGAGCAGCUCAGACAGUGGUGCAAGGGGUGGAGAUGAUCUGGCCCAGAGUCCUAAAAUGUCUGUGGACUGUGGCAGCAGCAGCUUGAAUCUCAAUGUAACAAGCAGUCCAAGAUCCAACUCCAUCCUCAUCACAGGCUUUGGGGAAAACAUCCAGGUUUCCCCUCCAAACCCCCCUCUCUCCCUGGAUCUCCAAGCCAUAGAUCCAAUGGUGGUCCCCCAGGCCUCCCCAACUAGAGCUCGCUCUCCGGAUGUCAUCUCCUCCGCCUCUACUGCCAUGUCCCAAGACAUCCCUGAAAUCGCCUCAGAGACCCUCCAGAGGGGGUUGGCCGGGGCUGCCACUAACUCACGUGACUCUGUCCCCACCCUGCACUCUGACAGCAUGGCAUCAGCUGCAUCAGUCCUCCACUUGCUGUCUCCGAGAGUCCGGAGCAGCACAGAGCACAGUUUGCUGCCUCUGGAGCGGGGUGCAGCAGCUUUGGAUGGGGAACAGAGACUCAAUAGCACACCCUCCCUGCUGGAGACUGCUUUGUCACAGGAGAAUGCUGUAGUGGCUGUCGGGUCCUUUUCUGACAGCAGCGUGAACCAUGCGUGGCCCGCAGCACCUGAUAUCACACGAGAGACUCGCAACAGCCUGAGAGACAAUGUCCUGGGAGACUGCUCUAGGGAGGAGAUAAAGGACAGACACAUUUCUUCCCCCUAUCACAGACGCACCUAUCACCUGAACCAGAAUGACAGUCAAGAUGCAAGUGCAGAGCAGAGUGAUCAUGAUGAUGAGGUUGCGAGUCUGGCCUCCUCCUCAGGGAACUGUGGCCCCCGGUCCUCUCAUAGACUCCCUGCGAAAGACUGGAAAACAUCACCCCGCAGCUCCCCUAAGCUCAAGAGGAAGAGCAAGAAGGAUGAGGGCGAGUCCUCACAGUCUAGACAGAUUGACAGCCAGAUGAGCACAGAGGUCCAGGACGAGCUGAUUCAGAUGUUGAGGAGCCAGCAGAGGGAGAUUGCUGAGCUGAGACGGAGCCAGCUGGAGCUGCUGCAGAGAGUCACCAGCCACAUGGACGCUGUGCAGAGCUCCCUUAUGGCUCACAUAGAGCACACAAUGCUGGCAAAGCAAGAACAAGAACGGAGAAGAAUGGAGCGAAUUCUGACAGAGGGACAUAGCCGGAACCAACAGCUCCAGGACCAGCUGUCCCAGCAGCUGGCCCAAACUUUGAGCAACAGUCUCUCCAACCGGCUGGACAAAGUUCUGCGUGAAGAAAUGAAGAAGACCGUCCCACAGACCAUAUCAAAGAUUUUAGAACCUGUGACUGGCCAGAUGAGCAACACCAUUGCUGCCAAGUUAACUGCUGUGGAAGCAACACUGAAGGAAAAUGUCACCAAAGUCGUUAAGUCCAAGAACACUACAGAUGCGAUUGGACGUGCUGCUGCCGAGGCAAUGCAGGGCCCAAUCCAGGCAGCCUACAAAGAGACCUUCCAGAGUAUUGUGCUGCCCGUGUUUGAACGAGGCUGCCAAUCCAUGUUUCAGCAGAUCAAUGACAGCUUCAAACAGGGAACCCACGAGUACAUACAACAGCUGGAGAUGCACAUCAAGAACAGUAAACAGCAGGACCAGGACGCACGGGAUCCGGUGAUUGGCCAGCUGCAACAGAUGAUUGACACGCUCCAGAGUUCCCAGGACCAGCUGGCCAACACUGUGAAAUCCAGCGUGUGCUCUGAUGUCCAGCAUCAGCUUCACAUGAUCGUGGGAAAUCUCCAGGACUCCAUCCUGACGCAGGUGCAACGUAUUGUCAAGGGUGAGGUGAGUCUGGCAAUGAAGGAGCAGCAGGCAGCUGUGACCUCCAGCAUCAUGCAGGCCAUGCGCUCAGCCGCAGGAACGCCUGUCCCCACCGCACACCUGGACUACCAGGCCCAGCAGGCCAGCAUUCUGCUGUUACUACAGCAAGGCCAGCUCAACGAAGCCUUCCAACAGGCCUUGUCUGCAGCAGACCUGAAUCUGGUCCUGUAUGUGUGUGAGACCAUUGACUCUCAGCAAGUGUUCAGCCAGCAGCCCUGUCCACUGCAUCAGGCCGUCCUGCUGUCCCUCAUCCAGCAGCUGUCCACCAACCUGAGUACACGCACAGAACUCAAGAUCAGCUAUCUGGAGGAUGCUGUGAUGAAUCUGGACCAUGGAGAUCCAGUCACCAGAGAUCACAUGUCAGCAGUGCUGUCCCAGGUACGACAGAAGCUCUUCCACUUCCUGCAGCAGGAUGCCCACAGUCCCCUGAGCAAGCGUGCAAGGCGCCUCAUGAUGAUGCUGCAGGGCCUGGUCAACCACUAGUGCUCUGCGCCGAUGUCACAGCUAACAUCUUUACCAUCCCUCUGUCAUUGUUUUGCAGUCUCUUGGGUGAUCAUAACCUUCACCUUGCUUUUUUGUUGCUUUAUCUAUACUCUACAUCUUAUUGGCUUUUUCCGCAGCACUACUGAGAGUUGUAGUCCAGACUUAGACUUUCAAUUUGAUGUAUAUGGACUACAUCUCUUCAUCCUGUCCACCCUUUUUUUCUGACUGACUAUUAAGUAUUUCAUCUCGUGUGGCAUUUUGAUUAAAUUUUUCUGAACAAGUGAAAGAUUGAUCCUCAGUUUGUAUGUGGCAUCAAUAUCAAUGCAGAAUGGGACAGAGUAUUUCAGUUUAAGAGGCUGUUAUUUUCAUGGUGCAUUCGAUACCAGGAGAAUACAAUAUCAUUUUUUGCUUUCAUCCUUGACCCAUCAGGAACAAGACUGGAGAAUGAAAACUAUAAUGUGAACACUCAGUUUCUGUUAAAUGAUAGUUCUGGCUGCUCUGUUUUUCCCCCUUUUUUUAGUUUAUCAUGCUGAAAUGCAGCCGAACGCCGCCGACAUGGAGACAUUAUCAUCACCUUAUUGCUAAAGGUUAUAUUAUGCCACUUAUCCUUAUCUCACCCAGCAAUUUACUGAAAGAAAUACGGUUAUUUGGCAAACUUGCUGCCUUUUAAUAUCGUAGAGUAUCAGACAUAUUCCCUAAAUGUUUACCUUUGAUUGCUCUCUUUUUGUUUUUUGUUUAUCAUGGCCAGAGAAGGUAAUGCUAUGAGGACACAAGACAAGGUCACAGCAAAAGUUUUUGUUAUGGUAAAAGUUUAAAUUAAGCUUCUGGACUAUUGCUAAAUCAGCACACUCAAUUGAUCAUACAUUUUUCUGUUAACAGUGUCCUGUAAGAUAUGUAAAAGUACUUAGUAUAUUACCAAGGAAUGCUAACAAAAUUUAGUUAUUUAGUUUCUUCAAAAGGAACCUCGAGUUACUUGGCUGUUUGUAACUUGCAGUACGUCCAUGAGUCUCUAGAGGGCAGGCAUUUAUGUAUUUUGUUUUUAUUUGUAUAUGCAGCUUCUGUGAAUUUCAGUUCUUAAGUGAACAUCUAUUCCCCAAAUAUUUGAACAUGUAGGAGAAAGAGUCUGAAACUAAUUGAAUGCCUAUUUUCUAGUCUCUUUUAAUCAGUUGAUUGUAUUUGAUUUCAGCUGAAAUUGACAGCACGUUAUUCAUUUGGAGGAUACUAUAUUGUCAUGCCCUCAGAUAGAGAAAGAACAAAUAAAGAAGGUGCCUUAUCAGACUAUUGUGUAUCAGAUACUGGUAAUCUGUCCUCAGACCUGGCUUGAUAGGCCACAUACAAUUGUUUGCUGAAUAGUUUGCAGCCUCUCUCUAAAGAAAUUAGAUUUUUCACUUAAGCAUGGGGACAAAGUUAGGGAUAGACAAGGUUGUUACUGAACCAUUUUGUUAAAAGUGCUGUAAAGCAACAGUGAUCCAAGUUUAUUUUCUUCAGCCAUUAUUCCUCACAAGUUUAUAAUGUGAGGAAGUGCUGCUCCUGUUUAUUGUGUUUGUGUUAACACAUUAUUUUUUCCCCUGUCGUCUUUAUUUUUUAGAGCUAUGUGCAUAUUAUAGCCAUUUGUACAGUCAGUGUGGCUCAGUAGGACACUUUUACAAAGUGUGGUCAAUAUGUCCUCUUGCUUCAUUCACAUAUGUUGCAAAUGCUCUGCUACUGACAUGAGCCUGCUCUGUAAUUAAAGGUAAUUCUGAAGUGAUAAGAAUAUAUUAAACUCCAGCAUGCUUGCAUGCUUCUGGUGAGAGCCAUUUAUUCAAAAUUAAAUUUAACCUGCUUUUACAAGUUCAAUUCCCCACUUUUGAUUUUUCCAUUGCGUUGCAUUUUUUUGUUCCUUGUGUUUGCUAAAUAUGUUGUAUAUUUUACAAAUUUCUUUCAUCUUAUAUGUUUUGGAAUAAUAAUAAUAAAAAAAACA
Molecule: messenger RNA, 6257 nt
Organism: Xyrauchen texanus (razorback sucker)
Lineage: Eukaryota; Metazoa; Chordata; Actinopteri; Cypriniformes; Catostomidae
Gene: edc4
Product: enhancer of mRNA decapping 4
Exons: 30
Coding region: 98-4297 (1399 amino acids)
Biological process (GO): deadenylation-independent decapping of nuclear-transcribed mRNA
Cellular component (GO): P-body
Molecular function (GO): protein binding
Source: RefSeq, a predicted model, not a curated record